Molecule: messenger RNA, 217 nt
Organism: Dentiscutata heterogama
Lineage: Eukaryota; Fungi; Glomeromycota; Glomeromycetes; Diversisporales; Gigasporaceae
Source: the annotation of a GenBank genome assembly
AUGAGCCAAAUUCGUGCCUCAAUUAACUUCUCUCACCGAAAAAAGCAAAGUCAUACAUGUGAUACUAAGUUCAACCAGUCAAGUGCAACACCUAUUAAUGAAAAUACCGAUGAAUCCAGUGAAUUAAAUACAGAUUUAGAUAAUACGGAUGUUGAUGAAGAACAGGAUAUUGAACCAUCAAACUUAACUAGUACUGAUGAUUGGGAAAAUCAAUUAC